AGGAUUUCUCGAAACAAAGGCCCACCCCUCCCGCGAAAACGGCCUAAAACCCUAUCAAAUCCCCCUUCGCCGCCGUUUCCUUCUCCGCUCACCGGCGCCGCCGCGCAGAAACGGAAAGAUGAGCGGCGCGACGGGCACCGCCGACUUCUUCUACCGCGAGGCGCUGCGGCUCGGCUACGUCGCCCGCUCCGCCUUCAAGCUGAUCCAGAUACAAAAGCAGCACAAGAUCAUCACGCCGGGCGCCGCCGUGCUCGACCUCGGGUGCGCCCCCGGCGCGUGGCUCCAGGUGGCUUGCCAGAACCUGGGCCCGCUCGAGAAGGGCGGCCUGGUCGUCGGCGUUGAUGUCAAGAAGGUGAAGGUCCCCUCCGCGCACUGCGACUCAAGGGUCAGGACCGUCUGUGCCAAUGUGAUGGCUCUGAUGAAGCAGCAAGCACGAGCGAUGUCGCCACAGGAAAGGGGAUUUUCCGUGAUAUUAUCGGACAUGUGCCCAGUAGUUUCAGGGAUCACAACCAAAGAUGAAGCUAUAUCCUGUGAGCUGGGCAUGCGUGCAAUCUCUCUGGCAGUUGGCAAGAUAAAAGUUAGAGAAUCAGCUGACUAUAGUGAGACUAUGGAGAAGUUCCAGAGCUCCACGGAUCCUGACCCUGACGAGGACGGUGUUCUUAGACGUGGAGGCAACCUAGUAAUCAAGUUUCUUGAGAAUGAGGAUGUACCAGGGUUUAGCAAAUUCUGCAAAGUGAAGUUUAAGAAAGUAACUUUGCUGAGGCCCAAGGCGACAAGAUCUAGUUCGAGGGAGAUCUACUUGAUCUGCGAAGGUUUGCGGUAGAAGAUUGGCCACCACUCAUCUCCCCAUGAGGUGCCGGCUUGUCAUUCUCAACCAAACUCAUUUUCUACGGCUGUUAGCCUGGGCUGAUUGCAGAGCGGCUGGAUGGAGAAAGUCUUGACGAUUAUGCUGGUUGUAGUAGAGCUUUAGGUUUAGAAAGGAGGAUUGGAAUCCUGCCAACUUUAAGGUGAAUUCAGGACUAGUGAGUUGAGGAAAACUCAAUGUAUCUCUGCUGAAGGUGGUGUGAUGUGAGCUGUUGCAUUUGUUAAAUAAAGAACACUUGUAUUC
Messenger RNA from Lolium perenne, 1108 nucleotides. RefSeq lists its product as uncharacterized. Gene Ontology annotation, molecular function: rRNA (uridine-2'-O-ribose)-methyltransferase activity. Gene Ontology annotation, biological process: RNA methylation. The record is from RefSeq and is a predicted model, not a curated record. Lineage: Eukaryota; Viridiplantae; Streptophyta; Magnoliopsida; Poales; Poaceae.